AUGCAUCUGUGGCAGGCCACUGUUCCUUUCUGCCUCCUGGCUUCGGCUGCCCUGCCCGCGGCGGCUGCGUCUGCUUGGGGCUUUACUGAUGCCACGGUGGCCGUUCAAUCCAAGGGCGCCGGUGUCAACAGCGGACUCAAGGAAGAACUCUCUGCUUCCAAGCCGCUGUCCAAGCCCAUCUCGCUAGCCACCGUCGACACCUUGCGCGUCACGUUGACAACGCAGGAAGGAAGCUCCCCAAAGCGGCCACACCAGGCUUUCCUCCUGCUGAAGGAUGACCAGACUGGACUGGACAUUUCCUAUCCCUUUACUGUCAAAGAAAGUGGCAAGUCGAGAGUGGAAUUGACCCAAAAGAACCUCCCAAUCCAAUUCCUCUCCCUGUCGGACCCGGUUGAUGCGCGUGUGGUGAUUGGUUCUUUGGGCACCUCCGAAGCAUAUGACAAGUCUGCGUUCAAGCUUUCGAUCGCCCGCAACCCCGACGAGGCCGUGCCGACCAUCGAGCCCGCACGAUAUGGCAAACUGCCCGAGAUCCACCACAUCUUCAGAGACGACCCCUCAAGCCCGGCCGUAAUCAUUACUCUGGCUUUUGUGGGUCUGGUCGGCGCUGCUCUUCCGCUUCUGGCUGGUUUGUGGCUCUUCCUCGGCACCAACGUCAACCACCUGUCCACCGCUUUCAAGUCGUCUCCUCUCCCCCAUGCCGUCUUCCUUGCGUCUCUCGUCUCGUUCGAGGGCGUUUUCUUCCUCUACUAUACUACUUGGAACUUGUUCCAGACCCUGCCCGCGGCCGCCGCCGUCGGUGCGGUCGCAUUCGUGAGCGGCAGCCGUGCCCUGGGUGAGGUGCAGAGCCGCCGUCUGGCCAGUCUCCGUUAA
This is a messenger RNA of Penicillium alfredii, 870 nucleotides long. Its product is annotated as putative oligosaccharyltransferase subunit ribophorin II. NCBI's taxonomy places the organism in Eukaryota, Fungi, Ascomycota, Eurotiomycetes, Eurotiales, Aspergillaceae. Bases 1 to 870 code for a protein of 289 amino acids. The record is from RefSeq and is a predicted model, not a curated record. Gene Ontology annotation, biological process: protein N-linked glycosylation. Gene Ontology annotation, cellular component: membrane; oligosaccharyltransferase complex. The transcript has 4 exons.